This is a messenger RNA of Oryctolagus cuniculus (rabbit), 5078 nucleotides long. The record is from RefSeq and is a predicted model, not a curated record. NCBI's taxonomy places the organism in Eukaryota, Metazoa, Chordata, Mammalia, Lagomorpha, Leporidae.
UAAUAAUAAUAGCCAAUAUUUCCCUACUGAGGCACUAUGCAAGCAUUUUACAUAUAUUAAAAUUCAUUUACUUUUCACAAAAAUCUGUGAAGUCGUUAUUAGCAUUAUUUUUAUUUUAUGAACAUGGAAACUACUAAGAUUUGAACUCUAGCACUUUAAUUCUGGAGUUUCUAUGAAUUAAAGCACCAUAUUGUCUCAGUUUUGGAAGCAGUGAUGCUAAAAAUCUUUAUUUAAAGCAGUGUUUCCCUUUAAACAGGUACCAUUUGGCUGUCACAGUGUAAUUAGGAGCAAACACUAACUAUUUUUACUCUUCAUGUUGCUGUCAAAAAAAGGGUAAUUUGUGACUAAUCAAACAGAAGGAAAGCAAGAUUCCCCAGGAAUAUAAACAAAACAAUACAUCUUAAGUAAGAUGCAUUUAUGUUUCUCUGUAGAGUUGUGGGGGGGGGUGCUAUUUGUGUGUGUGUGUGUGUGUGUGUGUAAAAUAGGCGAAUGGACCCCAAAAACACUAGCUGCUGCUUAAAAGGAAAGGGGCCAAGAUCAGAAUUUGCUCAAACAGGGUUUCAGUCAUAUUUUUAUGGUUUCAACAUGCAAAAAAUCAUGUAUUCAUAAUGUUGUCUAAUUAAAAAAUGUGUUUCUUCUUUUUCAGUUGCCUUCACUCCCGUAAAUGUCUCUAUUCAUAUAUUUAUUCCAUUAACUCACUUUGGGAACAUCUUUGUUUGAUAUUCAUUUCUUUGUUCUCUCAGAAAUAGGUAUCUUUUUUAAAAAAUAUAACAUAUUAAUAAUUUCAGUAUUCCAUUGUAAGGCAUGAAGAUAUCUGCUGUUCAAAAAGAAUUUAAGAAGUACUUCUUGAGUUGUAUUUAAGAAUAUCUGAUUGGUUUUAUUGUGAGCUUUCAUGUGAAGGUUUCUUUAAGAUAUUUAUAUACCCACAAAUCUCCUUUAAACUCCUAGUGCAUUCCUAAAAUAUUUUUCAUUCAAAUCAAAUCCUUGCAACCUGUUCCUUCUCCUUUAACAAAAUUGGCCAAUACAAAAAAAAAAAAUAUUGCAUUCUUGUUGAGACUGUGUUGUCUCUGUUUUCUUCAAGCAAUUCUAUGGGUUGAGGCUUCUCUGUUGAAACUUGUUGAACUAGUUUCAUUUCAAGGACUUGUAAUCUGUUUCCUUAAUUUCUUCCCGCUGUAGACAUCUACCAAAUCUAGAGAUGUCAUUCAGUUGAUUAGAAAAUCGAGUUCAGUGGGUGCAGACCUACAAGAUCAUAUUCUUCCUCCUGUUGGUGAUGUAUCGGGCAGUUGGAUUUGGUACCCGAAGGAGAGCCCUGCAGCCAUGGAUGAUCACCCUUCUGGUUGUGUUAUCACUGAUAGUGGUGGCAGUGGUCAUCGGUCUUCUAAUUCACUUCUUAGUCCCUGGCCAAAAAAUGGAGUACUAUCAUGGCACCUUUAAAAUGUCACAUCUACAAGUCAGUAACAAUUUUGGACAAAACAGCACAUAUCAAUUUAAAGAUUUAAGGGAGAUGAGUGAAAACAUGGUAAGUCAGGUGGAUGAGAUAUUUAUUGACUCGACCUUGAACAAGCACUACAUCGAGAAUCGGGUAGUCAGAUUGACUCCACAAGAAGAUGGUGUGAAAGCAGAUGUCAUUAUGGUAUUCCAGUUCCCCUCUACUGGACGAAGAGCAGUUAGAGAGAAGAAAGUCCACAGCAUCUUAAAACAAAAGAUAAGGAACAUAAGAGCCUUGAGGAUAAAUGCCUCAUCAGUUCAAGUUAAUGCAAUGAGCUCAUCAACAGGGAAGCUAACUGUCCAAGCAUGUUGUGGCAAACGUACUGUCCCAUUAAUUGUCAACAGAAUAAUGUCUGGAGACAUUGCAGCCAAGGCUGCUUGGCCUUGGCAAGCUUCCCUUCAGCGUGAUAACAUCCACCAGUGUGGGGCCACCUUAAUUAGUAAUACGUGGGUCGUCACUGCAGCACACUGCUUUAAGAACAAUGCGAAUCCACGUCAAUGGACUGUCAGUUUCGGAACCACGAUCAACCCUCCCUUGAUGAAAAGAAACGUCAGAAGGAUCAUUGUCCACGAGCGCUACCGCUCCCCAGCGAGAGAGUACGACAUCGCGGUGGCGCAGUUCUCCCCCAGAGUCGCCUUCUCAGACGACAUACGCCGCGUUUGUUUGCCGGAAGCUUCCGCCUCCUUCCGACCGAAUUCGACGGUCUACAUCACCGGAUUCGGAGCGCUUUUCUACGGUGGGGAAUCCCAAAAUGAUCUUCGAGAAGCCAGACUGAAAAUCAUAAGCAAUGACGUGUGCAAGCAACCACAGGUGUACGGCAAUGAUAUAAAAUUUGGGAUGUUUUGUGCCGGAUAUCUGGAAGGAAUUUAUGAUGCCUGCAGGGGCGAUUCUGGAGGACCUUUAGUGGCAAAGGAUAAUAAAGAUACCUGGUACCUCAUUGGAAUUGUGAGCUGGGGUGAUAACUGUGGUCAAAAGAACAAACCUGGAGUCUACACAGAAGUGGCUUAUUAUCGACGCUGGAUUGCUUCCAAAACGGGCCUUUGAUUCACUUCAGAAGUUAGACAAAGGGCUGUAUGCAGGUCAUACAUGCAUGAGAGUCCAAGUAUUCACAGGGCAUAGCACAAUGACCUGAGACAAAGACUAGGCCUGGCACCAUGAGACACUGAUAUGAUGUAGUUUACAACCACGUUAGUUGACCAGUAAUCCUUAGGCAAUUUAUAAAGAGUUUUCUUUAUAAAUUAAAAAUAAAUAGAGCAGAGAAAGUUAGAUGUUUAAAUUGGAAAACCUGGAGUAUGAGUCACACAAUCAAUUUUUGAUACUAGUCCACGACAUUUUUAGAAGGCCUUUGUCAGGGGUUUCCCCAUAAGGGAAAAACCUUUUGAAGUCUUAAUGAGGCCAGGAACUCCUUACAGGUAUACAGUUCCUCAUCAUUCCUCCAGGGUCCAGAAAUACAUUUUUUUCUUCUUAUUCUUUCAGGCAUUACAAAGAGUUUUUUCCACAAGAAAUGAAUUCUCUUCUUCUAAAUCUAUCUCAGGGACACUUAUGAAAGAACGUUCUAUUCAUAAGAAACAAAGUCUAGUGAGAAAUCAAGCCCGAAAUCACAUACCAGUGUUUAGUUGUGAAACCCUUCUUACUCUCUUGUUGAUUUUUAAAUACACACACACAUACACACACACUCACACACAAAUAGACCUUACCCUAUAGACACGAACAGAGGAAACCUGAUUAAUGAAUGCUAUGUGUGAAAGUAUCUGAAGAAGUUUGUGGAAGACAGAAUUAAAAGAAAAAGUUUGUUUUGGUUCAAAAAAUAUGAAAAUCAAUGCAGUUUUUUUCAUAAUAUACAUUUUACAUGAACUUUCUGAAGCACAUUUAUAUAAUAAUUAACCAAAAAUGUAUUUUUGCUUCAAAAAUAUUGGACAAGUUGAUGACAACUUCAUGAACAGUACCAGAACAAGUCCAAGAAUUUAUUUUCUAAAUGUAAUUACAUGCCUUGACCACCAGAGGGAAAUUGUGUAUGUUAUUAUAAGAUUACAUGCCUGGAAAAAUGGAGAAUUUACUAAUACAGGGAAGAAUCAAAGAGUGUUGUCUUUCGCCAUGGGAAAAAUAAUGUGACUCCCUUGUAUUUCUACCACCAAUCAUCCCCUACCAUGUGUGUCCUGCCUACUACAGCCAUGGAACCCUACUUUUUUAAAGUUUUUUAAAUACUAAUUGUGAGUACCUAUCCCAUAGUUGUCUGAAAGAAAAAACUCCCUAUGUAAAGUAUAUCAUGAAUUCAUUAGAAGAGUCAGGCUUAUGCAUUCCAUAAUAAAAAUUAAUUGAAAGAUUUGUUGAAGCUGCUACUCUGCUUAGCAAUGUCCUCAAAACUAUCAGCUUGUGGGCUGGAGAAUCAUUUAGUCAUUGAGCCCAAAUAUAAGCCUAAGCGUACACUUACUUUAUUAUAAUUUCUUUCUAAAAGAGAUUUGCAAUUCAAUCACCAAAAAAGAAGUUGAUAUGUAAUUUAGACUCACAAGAUUUUAAAGUUUGGAAGAGACUGCCCAAGUCAGACAGUCCAAUGCAUUCGUUGUGUCUAAGAGAAGUGAAGCCAGGAAAUUUAAGUGGCUGAAGGAAGCUAUAGGUAGUUUGCAGGCACAACAAGCCUAGAACUCAGGUACCAAUUCCACAUUUCCUUUUUCAGACAAAAGAUCUUUAUGAUUGUGCAUAUUUAUUGAAUCAUCAAAUCUGUAAAACCUUUGGUGAAUGCUCUGGAGUCUGUUUUAAAUUAGGAAACAUGAAUUUUAAAGGAUAGGAUUUACUUGGGCAGCUGGCUGUCAAUUCUCUGAAUGAACUUCAAGACAAGGUCAUUGUGUGUGUGUGUGUGUGUGUGUGUGUGUGUGUGUGUGUAUGUAAAUACAUAUAGGCAUGAAAAUUAUCCUACAUUCAGGUGGUAAGGUAGUACUCUAACUUCUAAUGUUAAGAUUCAGGAAAUAACCUUAGAGAACUUUGUAUUUCUAAACUGCUUUGUACGGCUUUUGGAUCACAUGUAGGCAAAUACUGAUAUAUUGUAAAUCGAAUAAAAUUGGUGAUUAGAACAUUCCAAAAAGAGUAUCAUGGAGUCUGUGUUAGACCAAUAGUAUGAAUCUUUCAACUGAGAUUAAGAGUCCUAUUUCCUGGAACUGGUGCUGUGGCAUAGCGAGAAAGCCAACCCCUGCAGUGCCGGCAUCACAUGUGGGCACCGGUUUGAGUCCUGUCUACUCCAUUUCUGGUCCAGCUCUCUGCUAUGGCCUGGGAAAGCAGUAGGAGAUGGCCCAAGUCCGUGGGCUCCUGCACCUAUGUGGGAGACCCUGAAGAAGCUCCUAAGGACUGAACCAGUAGAUGGAAGACCUCUCUCUCUCUCUCUCUCUCUCUUUCUCUCUCCCCCUCUGCCUUUCAAAUCAAUCAAUAAAUAAAUCUUAAAAAAAAAAAAUGAGUCCCAUUUCCUUUAAAUAAGUAGUUUGGGUCACCCAGAGGCAGAAUUACUCAGCUUUGGCACUGCCAAUAUUUCAGCCUGGAUAAUUCUUUGUUGUAAGGGGCUGUCCUAUUCAUUGUUUUAUAUUUAGUAGCAUUUCACUAG